AUGUUGGCGUGGCAAGUGACGGGCAACAUCACCGACCACGACCACACCGUCCACGACCACACCGUCCACGACCACACCGUUCACGACCACACCGUUCACGACCACACCCGUCCACACCACCCUCCACGACCACACCGUCCACGACCACACCGUCCACGACCACACCGUCCACGACCACACCGUCCACGACCACACCGUCCACGACCACACCGUCCACGACCACACCGUCCACGACCACACCGUCCACGACCACACCGUCCACGACCACACCGACCACGAGCACACCGUCCACGAACACACACGACCCACGAGCACACCGACCACGAGCACACCGUCCACGAACACACCGUCCACGACCACACCGUUCACGACCACACCGUCCACGACCACACCGUCCACGACCACACCGUCCACGACCGCACCGUCCACGACCACACCGUCCACGACCACACCGUCCACGACCACACCGUCCACGACCACACCGUCCACGACCACACCGAUCACGACCACCACGUCCACGACCACACCGUCCACGACCACACCGUCCACGACCCACACUGUCCACGACAACACGUCCACGACCACACCGUUCACGACCACACCGUCCACGACCACACCCCGUCCACGACCACACCGUCCGACCCACGUCCACGACACGACCACGACCGUCACCGUCCACGACCACACCGUCCACGACCACACCGUCCACGACCACACCGUCCCCGAGCCCACCGACCACACACGACCACACCGUCCACGACCCGACCACACCGACCACCACGACCACACCGACCACGACCACACCGACCACGACACAAACCAUCCACGACCACACCGUCCCACGACACCACACCGUCCACGACCACACCCGUCCACGACCACACACGUCCACGACCACACCGUCCACGACCACACCGUCCACGACCACACCGUCCACGACCACACCGAUCACGACCACACCGUCCACGACCACACUACAAGACGCCCACUACAUUGUUGAUCUUAUGA
Procambarus clarkii (red swamp crayfish) is the source of this 1008-nucleotide messenger RNA. Lineage: Eukaryota; Metazoa; Arthropoda; Malacostraca; Decapoda; Cambaridae. The record is from RefSeq and is a predicted model, not a curated record.